Molecule: messenger RNA, 2433 nt
Organism: Hippoglossus stenolepis (Pacific halibut)
Lineage: Eukaryota; Metazoa; Chordata; Actinopteri; Pleuronectiformes; Pleuronectidae
Gene: efhc2
Product: EF-hand domain (C-terminal) containing 2
Exons: 18
Coding region: 1-2433 (810 amino acids)
Biological process (GO): regulation of neuron projection development
Cellular component (GO): microtubule
Source: RefSeq, a predicted model, not a curated record
AUGUCUUUACCGUUUCUACCUGGAACCUCCAACAAUAAACAGCUGGGGAAGAAGCGAUUCCACAAGUCCCAGCAUUUUGACUAUACAAAUGGACUCCCGAUGAUGGUGGGAUACGAGAAGCCAGGCAUCGGAGGAGAGCUGUUGAUCGGCCAGAAGUUUAAACCCAAUUGGUCGGGCUACCCCAGUAGAGAAGGCAAUGAUCUGGCAUCAUGGGUGGCCUUCGACAAACAGGUCCUGUGUUUUGAAGCGUACUUUGAAGAGGCUGUGCAUGGGGUGCAGGGUGAGAUGAACAAAGUCAGAGAGUGUAAGAUCUACUUCUACCUGGAGGAUGACACCAUGCAGGUUGUGGAGCCAAACCUGAAGUACACCGCCUUGCCUCAAGGAAUUUUUAUUGGUCGUCAACGUGUGCCGCUGCCCCCCCCAGACGACGACCAGUUCUACAGCGCUUUCCACUUCAACAUCAACCAACAGAUGGUGCUCUUCUCCCGCACGUUCACCGUGACCAGCUGUGACUCUUUCACCAGGAACUUUCUCUCCAAACUUGGGGUGAUUCUGAAUGAACCUGCGACUGUGCCUGAGGACCCCUACAGCAAACUGCGGGAGCAGAUUGAGACGAUGAAUCCCUACCGGCCUUUAGAGAGGCAUGACACACUGAAGCAGUUCCUGGACUACGACCGCCAAGUCCUGCGCUUCCGCUGCUUCUGGGACGACACUGAGAGCAUGUUCGGAGACACACAGGACUUCACCCUGCACUACUUCCUGUCUGACGACACCAUCGAGAUCCUGGGGGUUCCCGUCCCGAACUCUGGCAGAGAUAACACGCCCAAGUUCCUGCGUCGCUGCAAGCUCCCCAAGCACGGUCCGGCCCACAUGAAGCUGCCUGGACACGUCACCGACCGCACGAUGCUCAAUGUCAUUGACUCCAAGAGUCGAGGACAGCGCUUCAUCCUGGACAGCACCAAAGCCGGAGCCUUCCAUGAGGAGUUCUAUAAGGACAUUGAUCUGACUGUAGGUGGGGAGGUGAAUGUGUUUGGAAGGAGAUUCCUCCUCAUUGACUGUGACGACUUCACCAAAUACUACUACCGCUCCAAAUACGGCAUCGAGGACGUCCCCCCGAUCCAGCCCAGAGCUCCCCCGGCCCCCAAACCCCCGAGGCUGAUGCCCCCUUACAACGGCUUUGGCUCGGAGGAGGACUCGCUAAGCUUCUGCCGGGGCCUGCUGCCCAAGCCCCCGCAGAAAGAUUUUCAAAAGUUUAUGCAGAAAGACAGGUUGGACGAGUUGUUCAAGGUGCUGACAUUCCACGCCAAGAUCGUGACCAGCGAUCCCGUUGACAGCGAGAGGCUGUUCAUCAUCGCCUUCUUCCUCAUCGACGACUCCAUCAAUGUGUACGAGCCCCAACAGAGGAACUCAGGCGUCCUCGGCGGCAGGUUCCUGGAGCGUGUUCGUGUGAAGAAGCCCGGCCAGGAGCUGUUUCAGAGCGAGCCUCCUCAGUACUUUGAGGCUCAGGACCUGUACGUGGGAGCGAGCGUCUGCAUCAACAACCAGAACUUUCGGCUUCUUGAUGCUGACGAAUACACCUUCAGCUACAUGGAGCAGCACCCUGAGGAGUUCCCUAAAGCCAACGUGGGAAACAUCCUCAGUAAACUACGAUCGUAUCCGGAGGAGAAACUGAGUGAGAUGAGGAUGCUUCUGACUCUCGGUGACCCCGGGAACACCGGCUUCGUCUCCUAUGAGUCGCUCAGUGGCCUGCUGGUGAAGCUGGACUGUGAUCUGUCAGAGCAUGAGAUGCUGGUGCUGGGCCGAACCUUCUGCGUGCACGAGCAGCCCGAGGCGGACGGGCGUCUGAUGCUGGCCGUGAUCCAGGACCUCCUCAGAAAGAAGAACUUUGAUGCAUUCUCCGAAAUGACCACUUCCCUCGUGUACCGUGACCGACAAAAAACCGGCCGACUCUCCACCAAAGAGACGAGGAGCAUCUGUAAGGGAUCCAGACUUCCUCUGCCGGAGAGCCUGCUCGGUGGUCUGCUCAGCCACUUUGCAGACGGAGAUGAGAUCGACUACCUCGCCUUCAUGUCCGGGAUCAACUGGGUAGAGAACCCGGCCCCCCCCGUGGUGCCUGACGACACCUUGAAGCUGCUCUUCAUCUCGUCGGGUUCUGGAACCAAACUAGUGGCUCAGUCUCGGAUCAGGUUCCCGUCUCUUCUCCAACAUCUCACAGAGCUGCAGUUCCUGGCCCCACGGUUCACCCUGAACAAGCUGCUGGCCGAGAGGGCCGAGGAGAGGCGGUCAGAUUCUGUCCAGGACCAGGCUGAGCGGGUCCUGCCACCAGCAGCAGCGAUGGGGAAACCAGUGGUCGUCGUGGGCCGGGUCCGACUGGCCGGGCUGGAGGUGCUGAUGGGUGCUGGCUCUACGAAGCCCGGGCCGUCUGCUGUGUAA